AACACACGCGUAAAAUUCCCCAGUCGAAAUUUCACCCCAAACAGUUUGGCAAUUAACGUUUGUAAAAACUCACAAUUUUGUGUUAUUUGGGCAAAAAUGGCAGCGGCAAUGGACGUGGAUGUUGACGAGGUCGAAGUUCCCACUUCGAGCAGUUCCAAGGGUGAAAAGAAGCGUUUCGAAGUGAAAAAGUGGAACGCCGUAGCGUUGUGGGCUUGGGAUAUCGUGGUCGAUAAUUGUGCCAUUUGUCGCAAUCAUAUUAUGGAUUUAUGUAUUGAGUGUCAGGCAAAUCAGGCCUCAGCGACCAGUGAAGAGUGUACAGUUGCUUGGGGAGUGUGUAAUCACGCGUUUCAUUUUCACUGUAUUUCGAGGUGGUUGAAGACAAGGCAGGUGUGCCCACUAGAUAAUCGAGAAUGGGAAUUUCAAAAGUAUGGGCAUUGAUCGUUAUGUUAUCAGUAGCAUAAUACGGUUUUCGGUAUUUGAUUCUCACCAUUUUUUUUCGUAAACUCAACAUGUUAUAACGGAAAUUUAGUUUUUGUAUAAUCCAGGUCUUGAAAUUUUUUGUUACAUUUUGUAUUUCAAUAAAUUAUUAUUCAAUUCA
This is a messenger RNA of Tribolium castaneum (red flour beetle), 598 nucleotides long. It is a transcript of the gene Roc1a, whose product is annotated as Regulator of cullins 1a. Lineage: Eukaryota; Metazoa; Arthropoda; Insecta; Coleoptera; Tenebrionidae. Gene Ontology annotation, cellular component: nucleus; cullin-RING ubiquitin ligase complex. The transcript has 5 exons. Bases 97 to 438 code for a protein of 113 amino acids. Gene Ontology annotation, biological process: protein ubiquitination; ubiquitin-dependent protein catabolic process. The record is from RefSeq and is a predicted model, not a curated record. Gene Ontology annotation, molecular function: zinc ion binding; cullin family protein binding; ubiquitin protein ligase activity.